Molecule: messenger RNA, 1639 nt
Organism: Thermothielavioides terrestris NRRL 8126
Lineage: Eukaryota; Fungi; Ascomycota; Sordariomycetes; Sordariales; Chaetomiaceae
Exons: 1
Coding region: 336-1508 (390 amino acids)
Source: RefSeq, a predicted model, not a curated record
GGCCGCGUUUUAUCUCUCUCAGUUUCCUGUUUACAUAGCAGUCUUCGGCUCAAGACGGGACACAAUGGGCGAGUCGAUAAGGGUUAGGGUUGAGAGGAUGAACAUCCAUACAUUUCACGUUCAACUCUAUUCCGUACACAGUAUUCCGUAUUUUCAUUGCACACCACAUGCACCUUGAUGGCCCGCGCAGAUUUUCAAUUUCUGGGUUGCAAAACUACGCGCACUCAACCCAGCUGAACAAGCUGAGAGCCUUCCAAGCAGCGCAUCUAAAAAUUCGAAUUUGGCCACUCUCCUUACUUUACGACGCAUCGCGCCCACAUUGCUCCGCUGCCAACAUGGGGGAAAAGGACAAGAAGAAGGAAAAGAAACCCAAAAAAGAAGCGGCUGCUAUGCUUGCAGGCGCUACAGGCGUGAACAUGGAGAAGAAGUCCAAAAAGGAUGAGGCCAGCCAGCCUGGUGUUCGAGAGACUGAGGCUCCCGCAGCCGUCAAAUCCGGUGAGCAGCCGAAAAUCGACGACAAGAAAGUCAAGAAGGAGAAGAGGAAAGACGGCAAGCGGAAGCGGGAAGUCGCUGAUGCACCGGUUGACGCUAAAUCCUUGGCUGAGACGAAUGUCGACCGGGCGAACGGAGCUGAGGGAGGUGAGCCUCCGAAGAAGAAGCAUAAGGACGCCAUGGCCGAGGAUAGCAAGGAGCCCGAAGUGAAAAACCAAGAGAAGGAGGAUAAGAAGGGCAAGAAGAGAAAGAGGCACCAGGGGGAGGAUGAGCAGGUUCCCACCGUCAAGCGCGGCAUGGAGCAGGCAGUUGCUGCAACAACGGAUGAGACGAUGAAGGACGGCGACGAGAAGGAGGAGAGGAGGAAGGAGAAAAAGAAGAAAAAGAAGAAGGAAAAGAAGAAAGGAAGCGAGUCCGAGAAACGUGCACCGGCUGGGGCAACGGAAGCGGGACCUGAAGAUUCUCCCCAGGAGGAAGAAAAGCCCGGGAAGGAAGAGAAGAAGAAGAAGAAGAAGCACAAGAGGCAGGACGAGGACGGGAAUUUGAAAAUGCUCGACGCGGCUGCUGCUGGUUCGACAAACGAGCAGGCUAGGCCAGGCAAGGCGGAGGAGAAGGCGGAUCUGGAGGAGGCGAAGACGGAGAAAAAAGAGAAAAAGCACAAGAAGGAUAAAAAGGACAAGAAGGACAAGCUUGAGAAGAGCAAAACUGCGGAGACCUCGGAGGGGACCCCGAAGCAGGCAGCACCCUCUGCCGCUGCCGCAACCGGCGCCGACCUCAUGGAGCGGUGGAAUGUCCAAGGGCUCGACGGCGGCGCCAAACGCCAAGACAAAUUCAUGCGGCUGCUAGGUGGAAAGAAACAUGGCACCGCUGCUCCUGCCGCGGGUGGCGAACCCAAGGAGGGUUCUCGCAAGCGGUUCGACAUUGGCCAGGUCUCCCAGGAGCUUGAGAAGCAGUUCGACGCCGGCAUCCGGAUGAAGUUCGGCGGUGGCGGCCAGCGCCGAGGACUCGGCGCGUGAUGGGAACACCUCGUGUGUCUUUCAAGCUCCCGCAGCUACAUGUAUAUCCGCUGGGCGAUAUCGAACAAGGUUGAGAUACAACUUCAGAUCGCCGCCACCCUCUGCGGUCUUCUGGCAAAACAGAGCUGGUA